Molecule: messenger RNA, 671 nt
Organism: Drosophila ficusphila
Lineage: Eukaryota; Metazoa; Arthropoda; Insecta; Diptera; Drosophilidae
Product: pyridoxine/pyridoxamine 5'-phosphate oxidase
Exons: 2
Coding region: 16-657 (213 amino acids)
Biological process (GO): pyridoxal 5'-phosphate biosynthetic process; pyridoxine biosynthetic process
Molecular function (GO): pyridoxamine phosphate oxidase activity; FMN binding
Source: RefSeq, a predicted model, not a curated record
CUUAUCCCUAGCAACAUGACAUCCGCCUUGGCCAAAAUCGAGGACUUUCCCGCCGAUCCCGUGGAGUUUUUUAAGGAGAUCCUACAGGCAGCAGCCAAAGAACAUCCGGAGGGAUUCAUACAGGAGAUGAAUCUAGCCACACUGGACGAGGAAUAUGGAGUGCUCAAUCGAACCGUUUUGUAUCGAGGUCUCACCCCGGAUAACUUUGUGUUCUACAUAACGCAUCGGUAUACCCGCAACUUCAAGAACCUCCAAGCCAAUCCCAAAGUCUGCAUUACCUUCUAUAUGCCGGAAGUCAAGGAUAAAACCGGAAAGGGUAGUUCCUGGCAGGUGCGUCUGAUUGGAGCCACAGCCGUCGAGCUUCCCGACAGCGAAAUGGAUGCCCUAUGGGCCAAAGAGAAUUUGGCGGCCCAAAUCAGGGGUCACAUCUGCCCCUGCGGAGUGCCCGUGAAUUACGAUGAACUCAAGGCGAAACACGAUCUAUUCCUGAAGGAACAUAGUGGCAAACCCAUCGAAAGGCCGAAAACCUAUACCGCUUGGAAAUUCCAGCCGCAGCGAUGGGACUUUCUGAAAGUGGGUAUAAAUGAAAUUGCCGAUCGCGUGCAGUAUCGCCUGCAAAGCGACGGAAAAUGGGAGUCCAUGCAUGUAGCCACCUAAAUAAAUGAAAACCC